AUGAAUGUUCCACAUUCCGACCAGGGGAAAGGACCAGUUCCCGAUCAAAGCGAAGUCGUUGCUGCGCUUCAGCGACAAGUAACAGAUCUGACGAACAGGCUCGAGAAGAUGGAACAAUUGAUUUCCAAGACCAAAAUCGAAGAAAUCAUGAAGAACAACGAAGCCACGAAGCCGAAGGACGCAGACGACUCCGCCAAAGCUGCGAAGGCUGAGGAUACAGCCGCUGCCACUAAGAAAAACAAGGAAGAGCUGGGCAGCUUGGCAGAGUGCAAAGUAUUGCAUGUGAAGCCGGGAAUCAGCUGGAAGCAUAAACUUGCAGAGAUCGCCACUGGCAAGCUGAAGAAAUAUGCUAUGAUCGUCUGCUAUGAAGGAAUCAAAACUGCCGACCGAUUGGACAACGAGCCAUCCCCUAGUGCUCUUCCGAUCAACAUCAUCAUCAACUCCGUUCGCCUCGAUCAACUCCUGCAGGGCUUCAGUCAGAACUUACUCCCGGAAGCCUCCCAUGUGCCAUACAUCGCUCCGAGCCCAUUCAAGGCAUUUGUUCAUCUCUAUGACAAGUUCAAGUCCGGUCUGAAGGACAUGGAAUACACAUUCGAUGGACAGCUUGAGGUCACGACUGAUGGUGUCAACAAAUCUUCACCUGAUGGCCCCUCGGGAUCAAGCAACGGUACUUCUGAAGACGAUCCUUUCAAGAGUCAACAGGAAGAGAUCAUGCUUCUACGUUGUUUUGUUCAAAUGUGUGAGGAACACCUCGGUUCAUUCCUUAAGGUCCAGUCACAAGUCGCCGAUGGAACUCUUGAGCGGAUAUCGUACCAGAACCUAUGGUAUCUGUUCAAACCAGGAGACAUCAUAAUCGGGCGUGGGGAGGGUCCGGACUCCCCAAGCUCUGCUGAAGCUUACUGCGUUUACUGUCCCACCAGUAGCCGCCCUCCGCAAGAAUACCUGGCAGUUACGUGGGACAUUACGUGGUACCAGAGACAUGAUAUGAUAGUACCCCAGUACUUGAAGGGCGAUGUUUCCCAACAGGAUGACUUUCAUCUGUUUUCCUAUCGAUGGCGAUUUAAUGGCUCUCGCUUUAUGCCUGAACAGAAGCUUGUCUUCAUCAAACCGUUCGAAGGAGAGAGGGAAAUUUCGGAGCUGACCUACUACCCAAAACGAUUCUGUAAAGCUGACGACCCAGUUCUUGAAUCCUUGAUCAAGAAGGGUGAGACGUUCAGAAGCUUGCGAUACGGCCACGGUGUGUACAAGGGACUGAAUGUACAGCCUCAGGCGCCUCAGUUCGUCGACGAGGAAGUUUUCGUUGACUUUAGUUCUGGUUAUGAGGCGAAUGUCUUCGGCAUUGAACCAUACUUGGAGCCAAUACCCCUGAGUCUACCAUUCAUCGAACAAGAGGACGAGUAUGGUGCACGUUGCGACAAGCAAAAUUGUUGGACUUGCGACAUCAACAUGUCAGUGAGCAAACUGGAGAUGAAGCGUGCCAGUGAUUUCAGAGCCACUGGCAAAUAUUCUCUGACAGUAUCAGCUGAAGACUUCGCCAACUUUUCGGAAGACCAGCUUGUUAUGCUGCCGCGCAUUUUGCUAGGACGACAGCAGUCCUUUGAUCAUCUCGUGAUCCCUUCUAAGACAAAACGACUAUUACAAUCGUUGGUGAAGAAUCACGGCAUAGUUGCCGAGAGCAAGGACGGGAGCGGGAAGAAGUCGAAGACCGAAAUUGACAUUGUCAAGGGAAAGGGUAACGGAGUCGUCAUCUUUCUUUACGGUCCGCCAGGGGUGGGAAAGACGUGUGGUGACCUUGGAUCAGAGGCUGUGGAAAUUCAACGAAAUCUUGACCAGCAUUUCAAAUUGGCUCACAGAUGGAAUUGCGUCCUUCUGCUUGACGAGGCCGACGUCUACCUUGCUGAACGCAACAUCCACGAUCUAGACCGCAAUGGAAUAGUUUCAGGACUCAUUGACGAAGCUUUUAAAUCUCGAAUUCAUGUUGCACUGAGAUACAAGUCCAUCGAUGCACCUGGGACGAAGAAGAUUUGGGAAAAUAUCCUGGAUAGAAUUGAGUUGGAUAACGAGAAGAAGGCUGUAAAGGUCUGUUUUGACCGGAACGAGCUUCUCGAAUGGGCGGAAAGUCACUUUGAUGACAUCAAAGACAAGAAAUCGGAUGGCCUCAGCGCGGCGACCUGGAACGGAAGGCAGAUUCGCAAUGCAUUUCAGACAGCCAUCGCUGUAGCUUCAUAUGAGCGCAUCAAGUAUCUGGAAGAAAAGAAUGUCAGCGAGGAAGAGGCCUUGACGAAGAAGGCCAAGAAGUACCGAACCAUUCAGCUCAGAAGCAAACAUUUUGGUACAGUUUCGAAGGUGGUCGGCGAAUUUGAAGAUUACCUGGUCAAGUGCCGAGGAGACGAUGCCGAUCGCGCAUCCAAGAGCUCAUGGAGAAAGGAUAGUCAUGAACCAGGAGCACCGCGUCUAUCUGCUUACCCAAAGCCCAAGGAAAUGCUUAAGCGUUCUGAAGAAGGCAGUCGAAGAGGACGUGGCGAGGAUCUGUCUGACAUUCGGAGCGCCAAAGGAAGGAAGUACGAGUCUCACAGUGACGACGAUGAACAUGACGGCAAUAAAAGUAGGCUCAAAAAUGAAGCCAAGUCGAAGGGGCGGGACGAGCAACAAAUCGACGAGUCCGAAGAUGAUUCAGAAAGCGAAUCUACUAGCGAAGAUGAAUGA
Molecule: messenger RNA, 2706 nt
Organism: Colletotrichum chrysophilum
Lineage: Eukaryota; Fungi; Ascomycota; Sordariomycetes; Glomerellales; Glomerellaceae
Exons: 8
Coding region: 1-2706 (901 amino acids)
Source: RefSeq, a predicted model, not a curated record